UAUAUGUGCAUGUAUGAUUUCUUCGCUUUCAAGUAAACUAUCCAUGAUCACAAAGACAUCAUGUUUCGUACUGCUUAAAAGUGUAUUGGAAAUAUUAUACAGAUGAAAAGAUUUGCAUAAAUUUGCAUGAAUUACAUCUUUUUCUGGUGACUGCGUUCUUUGAAGGGCAGAUGUUUUCUACACAUUGUCAUGCCAAUCAAAACGUGUGGAAUUUCAUUAAGAUAUUCGUAUCUUUUACGCACUGUUUAAGAUUAUAGGAUAAAAACUUAAAAUUUAUUCAUUUUGUGAAGAAAUUUCAGGAGCGAAAGUUUUGCAAUCAGUGAUAUAAACAGUGGAACUUCGUUUAUUUGAGUUCUAAAGUUACCAUGACUACAAUAAAACAUCCGCACGUGCAAUGAAAAUGCAGGACUAUAUUGUUCCUGUUAAAUUAUUGCUUUGAAGUGCAACGAACAAAGAAAUCAGAGUAUUUGUAGUAUUUACAAUGGAUGUAUUUGAAGUGCUUACUUUCUUCAUAUUCUUCUGCGUGGUUUUGUCCGAAUUUCAAUGCCCAAAACAGUUGCAGACGACAGGUUGCACGUGCAAGCAAUUAAUAUGGUGGAACAAUGAAAACAAAACAAUAGUAAAUUGCAGCAUGGCAAAUUUACAAACAGUUCCUGAUUUUAAAGUUUUGAGUACGUAUGAAAUUUCACAUCUUAUUCUAAGCCAUAAUAACAUAUCAGAAAUAACAUCCGGGGAUUUUACUGACUUAAUGAUAAAGGAGAUGGACAUUAGUGCAAAUCCUAUCGUUUCAUUUGAAACAGUUUCUUCCAUAUUACCAAGACAUUUAAAUACACUAAUAGCAAAGAAAAGUAAAAUCUCGUUGGAUACAGAUCUCGCGUUUUUUAGAGGAUUAGAAAAUCUAACUGAACUCAUCCUCGACAGUAAUGAUUUGGAGAAUGAUAAACAGACACUUCCAGGAAAUAUCUUUAAGGAUUUAAAUCUAAAUUCAUUGAGGAAACUAAGUCUUCAAAGCUGUGAAAUUGGCGGAAUACAUUCGAAAGCUUUCACUGGAUUAAGACAACUUGAAGAGCUAGAUUUGAGUUAUAAUUACUUGGAGGAAGUUCCGGAAGCAAUUCAAAGUCUUUAUCAUUUAUCGAAGUUAAUUUUGCUGGGAAAUAAUGUUAUGCAUUUGAAAGAUAACACAUUUCAUGGAUUACAAUACCUACAAGAUUUGAAUCUUAAUGUUAACGAGAUCUCUAAAAUUGACGUCCAUGCUUUUUCUGGACUAGAACAUUCCUUAAAAGAUAUAAGACUUCAUUAUAACAAUUUGAAUACUAUUCCAUAUGAAGCAUUACGAAAACUGAAAAACUUAUCGUUCCUAGUUCUCUCUAGAAAUAAUAUCACAUUGAUUCCAAAAGAUGCCUUCGUUGGAGUGACAAAUUUAAAAAUAUUGGAAUUGGAUAGUAAUACACUAACAUAUUACAAUGAAAUGUUUAAUGGAUUGGAAAAUUCUCUAGAAACUCUGACAUUGCGCGAAACGGGACUUCGGAUUCUUCCGGUACGAUCGUUAUUAUUCUUGAAACGCUUGACCGACCUUGAUGUGUCACAUAACAGGAUUAAUAGCUUGUCAUAUGGGGAUAUUGGCAAACUCAAGUUGAAAACUGUUGAUCUUAGUCAUAAUCAUUUGACUAUAAUCCAACCUGAUACAUUUAUUGGUAUAAGUAGAACAAUUGGACUUGAUUUAGAUAACAAUAAGCUCACCAACUUAUCGUUUGUAUUACAUGUCACUCCGUGUGCAUUUAGUUACAUUGAUGUCAGCGGAAAUGACAUCAUAUGUGACUGUGACACAGAGAAAAUAAUAAAUAGUGGAAUCGUGUUAGGUGUUGGACCAACUGGCAUUUGUAAAAUAGAAGAUGAUAUUCCGAAUUAUAGGUACAGACUAGGAACAAGUGCGUUAUCUAGAGAACUCGAAGAUCGUUGUAAUAGAACCGAACGCGUAUUUGAUUGCCAAACCAUGGAGCUCAAAUCAAGCACUGCAUCUUUAAUUACAAAAUCUUCAAAUUUUGUUUUGACAUGUACAAUAUUGUAUUAUUUAGUUUCCAUGUACAGGUGAAGUUCAUACGAGCAAAGUUGUGAAUUGAUAUCUUCCCUACCAUCAGUCGACAGGACAUUAUUAUGUUGAUGAGGUGACUGAACAGGAUGCAGACAGUCCUAACCGUAAACAAUCAUUCCGUACAGUUGACUUUACCUGGAACUCGUCCAGUGUGCAUAAAACUAUAUGGGUGUUGCAAAAGUGCAUGAUUUCUUUUAAACAUGAGGAAAACAUGAAAGAAAGGUGUUCUUCAAGAACACGAUGUUCAUACUGAACCCUAAGCAGACUUUUUCCUUUAUCAAUUAUAUUUUACUUUAUAAUAGAGUUGUUGAGUUUGUAAAUACGUUCAAAUUUUCUUUUGGAUCAGUCCCAAUGAAGUUACGAUGUAACACAGUACCGAAAGAUUAUUAAAAAUGGGCUAAGUAUCCUUGUGGAUAACCAUUUGUUUUUAUGAACGAAGCGUGAUGUCUUAUAAUUUAAAAUUAGUAAAUGUUUGUAAGUUGUUGUCCAAAAAUAAAAGUUGUUUUUAAUAAACCAGAUUAGACCUACAACUUUAGGUAUCUAGACUGAGAUCUUGCGCUAUGAUUUCAUUUGUCUGACAGUUGCUUUUAUGUGUGUUUUUUUAUAUGACAGGUAGAAAUUUAAAACAAAUUUACUGCCGGAUUAGGUAAGGGUAUAUCUUCUUAAUUCGUUUGUGAAGCCCCCACCCUUCCUCACAAGAAGAACAUACAAAAUAAUUGAACACAAUGAAUAUUUCAUAAAACAAUACUUGUGCGUUAUAUCCAAAAUAAAAAUGAUAUGGAAUUCAUUAGUAUGACAUAGCACGUGA
Messenger RNA from Mytilus trossulus (common blue mussel), 2900 nucleotides. Its product is annotated as leucine-rich repeat-containing G-protein coupled receptor 4-like. The record is from RefSeq and is a predicted model, not a curated record. The transcript is spliced from 2 exons. Lineage: Eukaryota; Metazoa; Mollusca; Bivalvia; Mytilida; Mytilidae. Gene Ontology annotation, molecular function: protein binding. Gene Ontology annotation, cellular component: plasma membrane. Bases 482 to 2092 code for a protein of 536 amino acids.